Molecule: messenger RNA, 1437 nt
Organism: Cordyceps fumosorosea ARSEF 2679
Lineage: Eukaryota; Fungi; Ascomycota; Sordariomycetes; Hypocreales; Cordycipitaceae
Product: Major facilitator superfamily domain, general substrate transporter
Exons: 5
Coding region: 1-1437 (478 amino acids)
Biological process (GO): transmembrane transport
Molecular function (GO): transmembrane transporter activity
Source: RefSeq, a predicted model, not a curated record
AUGAUUCCAAUGGCCAGUGUACAAGUCGAAAGCGCAGAGACAACUGCUACCGAGACGGAUGCAAUCAAGAUAAUCGAUCCAACCAAGCUAUCAUGGCCUAGAAAAGUCCACAUCAUCAUCGCCGGCUUCGCCUGCACCUUCAACUGCAACCUCGGCUCCUCCAUCCCCUCCGGCGCCCUCUCCGCCAUCUCCUCGCACUUCCUCGUCACCUCCCGCGUCCAACUCACCCUCCUCAACUCCCUCUACAUGGUCGGCUACGUCCUCGGCCCGCUCCUCUUCGGCCCCCUCAGCGAGUACAUCGGCCGCCGGCCCGUCCUCGUCGGCACCUUUCUCGGCUACCUCCUCUUCACCCUCCUCUGUCCCGCCUCCCCGACCUACCCCGUGCUGCUGCUCUUCCGGCUUCUCGGGGGCAUCUGCGCCGCCGCGCCGACCGCGGUCAUCGCGGGUCUGUACGCGGACAUCCUGGACGACCCGUCGCAGCGCGGCACGGCGAUGGCGGUGUACAUGUCGGUGACCAGCGUGGGGCCGUGCGUGGCGCCAAUCGUGGCGGGCUUCGCGUCGGCGUGGGGAGGUUGGAGGUGGCCGUUUUGGGCGGCGGCGAUGAUUGCGGCGCCGGGGGUGCCGGUGGUGUUGGCGCUGCCGGAGACGUUUGCGCCGGUGCUGAAUAGAGAGGCCGUGAGGGCAAAGGUGGAUGCCAAGGCAAAGAAGCAGCAGGGAGGCGUUGUCGAGGUGGCUGAGGUCGAGGAUCCGUUCGAUGCCAGACGGGUUUUCCUCCGGCCGCUGACGCUGAUGGUCACGGAGCCGAUACUGCUCUUCACCUCGCUGUACCUGGCGCUGAUCUACGCAAUUGCAUACUUGAUGUAUCAGGCAUACCCUAUACUAGCUCCAGGUUACGCCUCGCUCGCAUACCUUCCGAUGAUUGUUGGCAUUUUGAUCUCACUACCUCUAUUCUACAUCUUUAAUCGAUGGUACGACACAUCUGCAAAGGACGGCAAGGCAUGGGCCCAGCGUGAAAUAUACCGCCGUCUCCCUCUCGCAUGCCUCGCAUCCCCCUGCAUGGUUAUCGCACUGUUCUGGCUCGGUUGGACCGUCACAGACGGCUCGUCCCCCAUCCUCCCCUCCCUCAGCGGCUUGUUCUUCUACACCGGCUACCAGCUGGUCUUCAUGGCCAUGGGCAACUACCUGACCGACGUCUUCCGGCAGCACUCGGCCUCGGCGCAGGCUGCUGCGGGGAUGACGCGCUCGGUCGGGGCUAUUCUCUUGCCGCUGGCGGCCGGUCCCAUGUAUGCCCGUCUGGGCAUCCACUGGGCGCCGUCUCUCCUGGGAUUCCUCACCUUGCUAAUGGGCGUCAUUCCGUUCGUGUUUAUAAAAUACGGCGCGGCGCUGCAGCGGAAGAGUAAAGCUGCUAAUGCGGUUUUCAUGUCCGGGUUUGAGUAA